UCUCCAUUUACAGACUCUGAAUGACGGAGAAUCCGCCGCAUCCCUGGAUCACGGCCACGGAUGCAGACAGUGGCCCCUUCAGCUCCCUCUCCUACUCCAUCGGCUCCGGCAUUGGCAGCGUUGUUCCCACGCAGUUCAGCAUCGAUGAGCACACUGGGCAGCUGUGCACAGUGCAGGGCCUGGACCGCGACGAGGGGGCCACCACCUAUGACUUCACUGUCACUGCUGUCGAUGGGGGUGGUCUGAACUCCAUGGUGUACGUGAAGGUUUUCCUGGAGGAUGUGAACGAUAACCGUCCAGCAUUCUACCCGCUGGAGUACGCGGCCAGCAUCAGCACGCAGAGCAUGCCGGGCACAGCUGUGCUGCGCGUCAUGGCCCACGACAAGGACGAGGGCCCCCACGGGAAGGUGACGUACCACAUUGUCUCGGGGAACUCGCCCCCUCUCUUCUCUCUGCACAAGGACACAGGUGUUGUCUCCCUCUCGUGGUCCCUGAGUGGCAAAGCCAACACGCUAGUGCAGCUGGUGAUCUCAGCACGGGAUGGAGGGGGCCUGUCAGCCCAACCCAAUGCUCAAGUGAACAUCAGCAUCGUGGCUGGCACGGUCUCACCUCCUGUCUUUGAGCAGGCACAGUACUUCUUCACAGUGCCUGAGGACACACAGCAGGGGGCGAGUGUUGGGGCCGUCCGGGCCCAUAACCCCCCAGGUCACUCUGAUGACAUCUUUUAUUCCAUCUCCUCGGGAGAUCCCCAUGGCUAUUUCUUCAUUGACUCCAGCUUGGGACAGCUCCGCACCAGCCUCCCUCUUGACCAUGAGGUCCAGGCGGUUCUGGUUCUGGACGUGCAGGCCCGAAGUGGCUCGCCGCCUGCCUACAGCAACACGCAGGUGAAGAUUUCCGUGUCAGACGUGAAUGACAAUGCGCCAGCCUUCCUGGCCCCUUCUGACUCCAUCCUGCUGCCAGAGGCCACAGAGGUGGGGGCCACUGUGUACACGCUGCAGGCGGAGGAUCGGGACAGUGGUGCCAACGGGCAGGUGCACUUUGAGCUGGUGUCAGGUGGGGACGGCAUCUUCAGCGUGGAGCGCUCCUCUGGGACAGUGCGUGUGGUGGGGGCGCUGCAGUACGAGGCCAGUGCCGCCUAUGGCCUAGCCAUAGUGGCACGGGACAGCGGUGUGCCCCAGCUCAGUGCCACCUUCACCCUGCUGGUGCAUGUGCAGGCAGAGCACGACCACGGGCCCAUCUUUGACACACUCACCUACCGUGUGGAGGUGCGGGAGGGCACGCCUGUCUCCACUCGCUUCCUGCAGGUGCGGGCCCUAGGCCGGGACACUGGUGCCACACCCCUCACUUACUACCUGCGUGCCGAUGGCGACGCCGCUAGCUUUGGCAUCGUGCCCGAGAGCGGCUGGCUCUAUGUCAAGAGUGCGUUGGACCGGGAGACGCGGGACCUGUACAUGCUGACAGUGCUGGCGUCUGCAGGCGCAGGCGGCACCAGCAGCGAGGCUAGGAAGACAGGCACCAGCACGGUGCGGGUCAGCAUCACUGACGAGAAUGACAACAGCCCCCGGUUCAGCGAGGAGCGCUACUUCUUCACCAUUCCCGAGAACCAGCCACCGGGCAGCAGGGUGGGCAGGGUGACAGCCAGUGACCGGGACACGGGGCAGAACAGCCGCCUCACCUACCGCCUCCUCCAGCAUGACCCCAACUUCCUCAUCCACAUGCAGUCUGGAGAGCUCACUGCCAAGCGCAGCCUGGACCGGGAGCAGCAGUCAAGCUAUCAGCUGCUGGUGAUCGUGCAGGAUGGGGGGACGCCACCCCGCAGCGUCACGGGCACCAUCUAUGUCACCGUGUUGGAUGAGAAUGACAAUUUGCCGGCUUUCCUUCAUGUGCUGGGCGGGCGGGAGCUCCUGGUGCAGGUGAGGGGGGCAGGCAGGCACUUCCUCUGA
This is a messenger RNA of Terrapene triunguis (Three-toed box turtle), 1943 nucleotides long. Its product is annotated as protocadherin-16-like. Gene Ontology annotation, cellular component: cell-cell junction; plasma membrane. Gene Ontology annotation, biological process: homophilic cell-cell adhesion. Lineage: Eukaryota; Metazoa; Chordata; Testudines; Emydidae. The transcript is spliced from 6 exons. Gene Ontology annotation, molecular function: calcium ion binding. The record is from RefSeq and is a predicted model, not a curated record. Bases 21 to 1943 code for a protein of 640 amino acids.